Rosa rugosa (rugosa rose) is the source of this 1215-nucleotide messenger RNA. RefSeq names its product cysteine-rich receptor-like protein kinase 27. Gene Ontology annotation, molecular function: protein kinase activity; ATP binding. The record is from RefSeq and is a predicted model, not a curated record. NCBI's taxonomy places the organism in Eukaryota, Viridiplantae, Streptophyta, Magnoliopsida, Rosales, Rosaceae. The transcript is spliced from 5 exons. Gene Ontology annotation, biological process: protein phosphorylation. The coding region runs from base 40 to 1215 and encodes 391 amino acids.
GCAAGAGAUAGAAGAGUAGGCAUCCUUAUAUUAUUUGCAAUGGUUGUUUCUCUUGUACUAAUGAUCUCCAUAGGCAUUUACGCGAAAGUAGUGAAAACAAGGCGACAACCUAUCUUAGGGAUGAAACAUAAUUUUCUUGAGAAAAUGGAUGAGCAUAUGGCCAUGGAAUCCUUGCUAUUCGACUGUGGCGCCAUUCGAGUUGCCACAAAUAACUUUUCUGAAGCAAAUAAACUUGGAGAUGAUGGAUAUGGCACUGUUUACAGGGGUAGUCUUUCCAACGCAAAAAGCAUAGCAGUGAGAAAGCUUUCAAUAAACUAUGUGAAAGAGUAUAUGGAAAUUAAGAAAGAGGUUUUGUUAAUGGCCAUGCUUCAACAUCCAAAUCUAAUUGAGCUCCUAGGGUGUGCCUUGGAAGAAAAUUCUGAAAGGCUUCUUGUCUAUGAGCUUUUCCCUAACGCAACUCUUGAUCGCAUCAUAUUUGACGGAAUCAAGAGCAGACAAUGGGAUUGGGAGAUCCGGUACAACAUCAUAGUGAGCAUUGCACGGGGACUCCUUCACCUUCAUGACCGUCACUUUGUUCAUGGUGAUUUCAAUGCUGGUAACAUUUUGAUAGAUGCACAAAUGAAUCCCAAAAUUUCAAAUUUUGGUAUGGCAAGAUUCUUUGAGGUUGAUCAAACACAAGGCAACGUUAAUGGAAUUCAUCUGCUGAAUCUGAUGUCUAACUCAUACAUGGCUCCAGAGGCAACUGUUGGACUUUCAUCCGCUGAAUCUGAUGUCUACAGUUUCGGUGCGUUAGUCGUCGAGAUAGUAAGUGGACAAGAAAUUAGUAGUUUAACUUCCGAAAAGCUAAAUGAGAAGGAUCUUCUGAGCUAUGCAUGGAAGAAUUGGGCAAAAGGGACAGUUAGAAGUCUAAUAGAUCCGACGUUGUGGACUGGUUCAGGGAUUGAAUUAAUGGAGAGAUGCAUCAGAAUCGGAUUAUUCUGUAUGCAGAGGACUAGAGCCGAUAGGCCAACCAUGUCCUCUGUUAUUCAGAUGCUUAGUUAUUCUUCCGCUAUCCCUCUACCUUAUAAAUUUAGUCAUGGUAGCUUUGGAAUCAUUGGAACCAUCGAAAAUGUGGAAGGUGUUUCUGAUCCAAGGUCUAGGGCAAAGGUUCAAUCCUUCUUUGCAAAGAUGCGGUGUGCCACUACUGCCAUCAUCAAUAGGAUACGUAGUAAAUGA